Messenger RNA from Xiphophorus couchianus (Monterrey platyfish), 7395 nucleotides. It is a transcript of the gene dlgap4a, whose product is annotated as discs, large (Drosophila) homolog-associated protein 4a. Gene Ontology annotation, molecular function: molecular adaptor activity. Gene Ontology annotation, cellular component: glutamatergic synapse; postsynaptic specialization. The transcript has 13 exons. Gene Ontology annotation, biological process: signaling. The record is from RefSeq and is a predicted model, not a curated record. NCBI's taxonomy places the organism in Eukaryota, Metazoa, Chordata, Actinopteri, Cyprinodontiformes, Poeciliidae. The coding region runs from base 632 to 3916 and encodes 1094 amino acids.
UGAUGCUCACUCAUAAUGAUUCAUCAGCCGAGAUCUGGGCUCCGAUGAGUUCAUUUUCGGAGCCGAGUGCUCAGUCGUGGGCCCUCGGAUGCCCCCACCCCCACCUCUCUCAUCCCGCGUCUCGACGGACCUGAACGCUGCCGCAGCCGCAGCAGCAGCCGCAGCAGCAGCAGCAGCAGCAGCAGCAUCACCGGCGGCAGCCUCCAAACUGCGUUUCCCCCCUCCGCGAUGGAUCCCCGUGGAAACCGGUGAAGCUGCUGAAGCACGACCGCUGUACCGCGGAAAGCACACCGGCUCGCAAUUACAGAGGAAUAAGAAGAGGACUAUUAUUACGUUGUGAAAAUUCAUCAGGCUGGUAGAUAUACACAGCUGGCUUGACGGCAUGUAGGAGCUGGAUAACUAUUCUUGUGUGACCGACACCCAUCUGCAGUUGAUUACAACACAAUGAAAGAGUGUUGUGCUCACAUUGAGGGGAGGGCGAGAGAAAGACAACGAGAUAAAAGAGGAGGAGAGCAUGAGGAAGCAUUUAUGCAGCAGCAGUAGCAGAGAUAAAGAGCACGCCUUUGGGUGAAGCCCAUCAUUGGACCCAGACUGAUUGGAGACAUGUUUUGAGCUCGACAUCUUGGCCACCAUGAAAGGAUUAGGAGCCAGCCGCAGUCGCCACCUGUCUGACUCAUGUGAACCAGCAGGGUGUGCUCAGAAGCCUCUGUGCCCCCUGACGUCUGAUCCUCACAGCUCCUUUCUGUUGAGUCCUACAAUAAACCACUAUGGCACUUUGGACCCACAUCUCCAUCACUACACUCCCACCAGCCCCACCUCUUUGACCCCUGACUGUCUGCUGCCUUUCAGCCAGGUUCCCAAUAGCAGCACCUUCCCUCGUCUGCAUUUUACCCCCCACUCUGACCAGCUCGACUGUUCCCAGAGCUGUAUCCCUGGCGGGGUAGUAGGGCAAGGGGGCAGGGCCGCUGCUCUGUCCACCUCAUUGUCAAUGGGUAUGGGACUGGGUCUGGGUUUGACUGGUGCUCCCAUGAUCACCAGUGGAUCUGCCACCAUAUCCUCUGCAGCAGCAGCUAAGAUGAACCGAUUGCCCUCAAGUCUUUUGGAUCAGCUUGAGAGGCACCUGCCCCUGCAGCGAGAUGGCUUCAGCACUCUACAGUUUCACAGAGGACGAAUGUCUAAGCAGCGCAGUGAGAGCCCCGGUCGGAUCCGCCACAUCAUGCACUCUGUGCAGAAAUUGUUCGCCAAAUCCCAGUCUUUAGAGAACUCGGGGCUGAAAGGCAGCCUAAAUUCAACAGGAGGUGGCGAGGAAGGUGGCAGACCAAGCCGCAGGAGUAAGAGUAAAGACAGGGCUAAGACUGAGGGAUCAAAACAGAGACCUAGACCUAAUACACUAGGCCUUUGGGGCUCAGAUGACGCUCUGGACACUGACACUACCAAAGCUGGCACUAUCGCUGUAGGUUACCGCAACCCACUGAGUAUGAUGACUCUUGGCAGAGCGGUGUCAGAUAGCCAGACUGCUCUCAGACAUAUUCCACAGGGCUAUAACACAAUUUCUGCACAUUCUCUUAAAACCUCAAAAAGCAGCAGCGACCUCAAGUUCCUGGCAUGCCCUGCGAUGCAGGUCGGAGCCAAGGAAGAGGAGCCAAGAAACAGGGGGAGCAAGGAUGACAUGUCGGUGAAAAGGGGCACUUGGUCCACGCUCACUCUGAACCAGGCCAGGCAAGUGUUGCAGAAAGGCUCUGCUACUGUCAACAGGACUCUGCUUAAGACAAAGUCAUGUCACCAGGACCUGGCACAACAGUUUCUACAGGUUCCUCUGGAGGACUGGACCGGAAAUUUGGGUCAUGGAAGAACCAAGGGAACGGAGAUCCCAUGUAGGAGGAUGCGCAGCGGCAGCUAUGUUAAAGCAAUGGGAGACCCAGAAGACAGUGAGGAAUCUGAGGGAAGCCCCAAACCUUCUCCGAAAUCAGCAGCACGUCGCCAGAGCUACCUGAAGGCCACCCAGUCAUCCCUGAGUGAACAGCAGCCACCACCACCACCUCACAAGUCUCGCUGCUACGCUCUCAUGCGGGAGGAUUUUCUGUGGUCUCCUCUGCAGAGUGCAUGCUCUAUGCAGCAUCUGAGCUCCCUGCCGUCCCUCAAAGAGCUGCCUACUAAUCGGAGCCUUGAUAACUUGGACUGCCUGGUUAGCCCUGUGGAGGCUCCUCCUCGCUACAGGAACAGUGAUUUCAGCCAAUGCUCCGGCACACUGGGCAGAGGCUUGGGCACUCAGGUAUUCGCUCAGGGCUGUGGACACUCGUUACCAUACUGUGAGGGGGAAUCAAAGGCAGUCGAGGCUCUGGAUCUGCCUGCUCCCACGUGCUUCCGUUCUCGCAGUCACAGUUACCUGCGGGCAAUCCAGGCGGGCUGUUCCCAGGAUGAAGACACAACUUCAGUGGACUCAGAGACACCACCGCCCACCGCUGUAGGCUACAGCUACAGCUCCAACACAAUCAGCAAUAGAAAGGCUCCACCUCCAGUCCCACCUCGCUCCACUUCAAAGCCCCUCAUCUCUGUGACGUUGCAGAGCAGCACUGAGUCGGCCCAAGACACAUACCUUGACCAACAAGACCGGGGCAGCGAAGUCAACAGCCAAUCGGGGCGCAGCAACUCAUCCGACAGCCUCUGUAGCAUACGUACGGGCAGCCUGUUGAAGAGAAUCCAGCCCCCAAAACCCCUCAUCUCAAUCAUAAGCCCUGCACUCGCUGCAGGCUCUGGGCCCCCGGUUCCUGCCCCCCGUGACCUCUCCUCCACCACUGUUGCGACCACCACCAUCUCAACAUCUACUCAGUCCCAAAAUGACACCGUGAGCCCUGGUGCCAGCCUAGAGCAGCCUCCAACGGCACCCAAGAGGAAGCUCUCCUCUAUUGGAAUCCAGGUGGAUUGUAUUCUUCCAGUCCCAAGAGAGGAGCCCUUACCUCUGACUGCACCUUUAAAGUUUCAGUCGAUUGGCGUUCAAGUUGAGAACGGCAGGCCUCUCAGUCGGGAUAACAGCAUGGCCUCCAGACAAAAUACAGAGGUUGAGUCUCAGCCGCAGGAUGCCACACCCACAGAAAACGCAACCAAUUGCACCAACAGCCAGACUCUGAAUAGCACCACAACUAACGGACAAGAUAAAGCCAUGGAACAGCAUCACCUUAAACACACGUCGGCUCCAUCAAGGACAUCCAGCUUGCCUCCCGAGACUCUGGAUCCAGCUUUAGACCCCUCCUCCCUGCCGCCUCCAGACCCCAGCCUCGAGUCUGGGAACUGCAGCUCCCAGGGAGACGGUGUGCACUCCAGUACGCCAGCGUGCCUCCGAGACGGGAACUGGUUCCUGAAGCUUCUGCAGGCAGAAACAGGCCGCAUGGAGGGCUGGUGUCAACAGAUGGAGCAGGAGACCAAAGACAACAAUCUCUCAGAGGAGGUGUUGGGGACAAUCCGUAGUGCAGUAGGGAGUGCUCAGCUUCUCAUUUCACAGAAGUUUGAGCAGUUCAGAGGCCUCUGCAACGAGAAUCUGAACUUGAAUGCCAACCCAAGACCAACGGCACAAGACCUUGCAGGCUUCUGGGAUCUGCUGCAGCUCUCAAUAGAAGACAUCAGCAUGAAAUUUGAUGAGCUCUACCAACUAAAAGCAAACAACUGGCAACUUCCAGAGAAGCCAGAGAAGAAGGAUGAAAACAAGCAGCUUCCAUCAUCUGUGCCAAAGAAGCCGUCCAAGCCGCGGCUGUCAACAGGGAAGGACAGGAGCGUGGACUCUGCUGUGGACAAGCAGCGGCAGGAAGCCAGAAAACGUUUGAUGGCAGCGAAAAAGGCGGCGUCAGUACGACAGAACUCCGCCACGGAAAGUGCUGACAGCAUCGAAAUCUACGUCCCCGAAGCCCAGACCCGCCUCUGAGAACAAGCCACCACCGAUGAUGAAACAAAAUCCUGACUAGCUUUCAGAUACUCGUUGACACAGAAACACAGUUGUGAGAUGAACACACACACACACGCGCACGUAUGACGGAUGCACAGAGGCCGAUCUGCUUUAGCAGCGCGGCUGAUGGAUUAAAGACGUGAGGAUCACAGGGCACUGUAAUAUUCCAGGUCGUGAUCUGGCCGCCUUGGGACAGAAAAACCUUCACAGAUGUUUAAUACUAUUGUUCUCAUUGUUAUUGUUAUUGAUAUUAUAAUUAUCUCCUAAAAUAUUUCAAGACUGUCUUUAAUUGUGCGAGUGUCUUGGAUUAGGACAUCAUGUACCUUGUGAACUGAAAAAUCUUGGUAUCCCAGAAGUUUACGUUCUAGAAAAAAAAAUAAAAACCCUCACUGCUGAGUCUACCGGCAAAUUGUGGCUGUGCGGUUUACGAGCUGAGCUACCAUCCACACACACACUCAGGACACACAUGCAGGUGUACUCACUGUCCACAGAGUCUUCCUGUUCUCUCUUUGUAUUUGGCGUGUGGUGCAAGCUCUUUACUGUGUGAGGAAUACAAGAUGGCGUUUGAACCGAAGAGAACAAGAGGAAGGCAGUAGCAUAUAUUAUAAAUAACACACUAUUACAAUGUUAAUUUUGUAAAUGCUGUAUACCAGAAUAAUUGUUAGAAAGAGGUCAGUGUUAAGCACCAAGUUAGUUUUUUAUAAAUCGAGUACAUUUACUGUCAUGAUAUAUUAGCGCUUGAUGCAAUCAUUCACUUCAUCUUUUUCCUCUGUUCCUCCCUUUCACAAACAUUCAUCUGAAGCUGUUGAUCAAUAUCCAAUCUUAUGUUGAUUUUUGAGCAAGGGAUUUAUGGAAAGACUGCUUAAUCAUCUAUAGUGGAAUGUAUGAACUUAUGACUUGGUCACCGCACUUUCAGUUCACGACAGAUCAAGUUCAGCCACCUUUUAUGUUUUCCUAAUCAUUCUAACUUUUCACUGCAUCCCAAUGGGAUGUGGGGGACCAAGACAUUCACCUCUCAAUGUGGCGUUCCCGUUCAACCAAGCCGCAGCGUGAGGUAGGGAGGGUGGAGGGAGGGUUACUUGCUCCUGGUAAGGAAUCAAAAUAGGAAAGCAAUAAUUCAGACCAAUGCAAGCUGCAGGUGUCCAUUCUUAAAUUGUUUAUCUUAAUGUGAAGGACAAAAAAAGUGAACUGUACUGUUGGAAUGAAAAAUCUCAGGUUGAACACUUGAUAGUAAAACCACUAUACAUUGAAUAUUUGCUAUAUAAGCUUAAAACAUUUGGCCAAAUGCUCUGAACCUUUCGAAAACACUUCUUAUGCAUCCGGACAUAGUAAUUGUUCCUCUAAGAGAUUCUCCUCCCUCUCCCAAGUGUGGUGCAGUUUUGUACAGUCUUAAUACGACAAAUGACAUGUCUGUCUUCUCAUUUGUUGCAUCAUGAUUUUUUUAUUUUAUUUAAUUUUUUUAGAAUCAAACCGAGGUACAACUGUUUUACUUUAAGUUUUAAUGUAAUUUGACGUAUUUUUUGACUUUCAUUUUUAAUAUAAAUUACAUAAACAUGUAAUUUUAACAAAUGUUUGAAAUGCAAGAAAAUUUCUACUCUGCCAAGUUAGCAACUCUCAUUUCAGUUUCAUUUGAUCACUUUAUUUAAAUUUUUAUUUAAAUGUUUUAAGUUCAACUACAAUUUUUUUUCAUGUGUUUUGCCUCAUGUGACAUGUCAUGUCUUAUAGAUUUUAAUUAGAAUAUUUUUUUCAAAACAAUAAAUUUGAGAACUUUAUGAUUGGAGCUGGACUUUGCAAAUGAACCUUCAGACAUACAGGUAUAGAGGGGCAAAAGUGCUACAAUUCACCAAAUAGAUUUUUUAAAAAAUGUUUAUGUAGUAUGUGAUUGCUUAAAAAUGAGAUGAUUACAUGAAACAAGUUCAAAAUAGAUUAAAUAUUUUACUACAUCUAAAUAAAUAAAUAUGAAUUAAUCAUUAAGCAUCCUAUCAUUAUUUCAUUUUACUUGCUCAUCCGCAGUAGACCCUCAUGCCUGAUUGCUUUAAUCUGUCUGUGCAGCAGAGAACUACAGAACAAUCACCUUGUCUAUCAUAAUUUUGAUCAUAAUUUCAUUUUGAUUAGUAAAUCUGACCAAUCAAAUAAAUUGUUGCAGACAGGAUUAUAAAAUAAGCAUAGAUGCUUUUUGUAAUAAAUUCAGUUUUUUAAAACAGUGUUUUUGAUAUUUUUGCAUUUUAUAAAUUGGAAUUUUUAUGUAACUAGAGAUACUUUAGUUAUGUUAUGCAUUACCAAUUUCAAUUACAUUAUCACAUAUUUCAGGGGUUUUUUAAAAUAGAAUUCUGGCACUUUUGUCCCUCCAUUUUUAGGUUGGUAAAGAUUGUUUCUCUAAGAGCUGGUUCUCCCCCUACUGGUCAGAUAAUGCGUGACACUCGGAACAUGUAUUGCUUCUUCUUUGAGUCAGUCAUAAAUGAUCAAGCAAAGGAUGUUGAACUGGGAAUGCUGAUACAGCGCUGCAUAAUCAGUUCUAUUUGUAUAACAACAAUGGACAUGUGCACCUCAUUGUCCAAAGAAAUCAUUAAACAUCCCUUUGCUACAUGUCCUGGUCAUCAUUCCUGCUGUCUUUCUUUAUUGCACUCAUUCAUGAUCCAAUGGUAAUAUUAGCUGCCAAGUUAAUAUUACACCUAUAGUAAAUUCUAAACAUUACUGCAGAUCUUUUAUUGUUACUGUGUAAUCUCUGAAAGCAUGGCCUUUCUUUAAUAUAAGAUAUACAAAGAUUCUUACCAGUAAGCUUUCAGUGUUCCUUUAACUGGGUCUUGCAAAUGAUCUGUGUGAGGCAUUCAGGGUAUGUACUGUGCGUUGGCGUUUAUAACUGUGACGAAUGGUGGAAAGCCCUUUCUCCCUUUUUUUCAUAUCAUCUUCGAGCCGGAUCCCUUUAUCUGCCCAUACACUGAGAGCAAGACCUCCGAUCAGGGAUCUUUAGACAGUUUACCAGUACUUCCCGAGUUUCAAAGGGCUACAAAAUGGACAAACGUUGACCGGAAGGUGCAACUCUGGAGGUGCAUUUUGCUAAUGUGCUUUUCAGCCACCAUGUGAGUGAGGCAAUAUUUUUCCGGCUAUGUGAGGAAUCUGUUUAUUGUGGCUGCUUGAUGGACUGAAACACAUAAUCAUUAAAUAAACAUUCUUACUGGAGAACCUAUCCUUAGUGGCCUCAUCUCCCUGGCCACAUGUCUGUCCUCUCAGAGAGCCAGCUAGUCAAAUAAGCAAAAACUGUAGUUCCAGAAUCUGUUGUACUGAAUAAUUUUACACGAGAAGCACAUAUCUUACACAUGAAGGGUUGUUUAAAGUUAACUGUGUAUUAGACACUGUGAGCCUAGUUUCUUUCAAAGAUAAGAAUUGUGAUUGCAAUGAUUUAUGUGGCAUAUUUUCUGUAUUAUAUAAGAUGUAGAAUUAAAGAGGAAUGCCACUGA